AUGACUGCACCGAUUGAUUUAUUAAAAUUUAUUCAUAAACAAAACUUACAAGAUAUUUAUCCUAACCUAGAAAUAGCGUUAAGAAUAUUUCUCACUAUUCCAGUAACAACUGCUAGUUGUGAAAGAAGUUUUAGUAAACUUAAACUAAUGAAAAAAUACUUAAGAUCAACUAUUGGACAAGAGAGACUAACAAGCAUGGCAAUUUUAUCCAUAGAACAUGAAUUUGCUAGACAAAUUUCAAAUGACGAAAUUAUCGAUGAAUUCUCUAGCCUUAAAGCAAGAAAAGAAAAUUUUUAA
This is a messenger RNA of Acyrthosiphon pisum (pea aphid), 297 nucleotides long. Its product is annotated as zinc finger MYM-type protein 1-like. Gene Ontology annotation, molecular function: protein dimerization activity. The record is from RefSeq and is a predicted model, not a curated record. The transcript has a single exon. Bases 1 to 297 code for a protein of 98 amino acids. Lineage: Eukaryota; Metazoa; Arthropoda; Insecta; Hemiptera; Aphididae.